Plenodomus lingam JN3 is the source of this 1167-nucleotide messenger RNA. RefSeq names its product 1,4-beta-D-glucan cellobiohydrolase cel6b (gene CEL6B). Lineage: Eukaryota; Fungi; Ascomycota; Dothideomycetes; Pleosporales; Leptosphaeriaceae. Gene Ontology annotation, biological process: cellulose catabolic process. The record is from RefSeq and is a predicted model, not a curated record. Gene Ontology annotation, molecular function: hydrolase activity, hydrolyzing O-glycosyl compounds.
AUGGUUCAGUUUACCCAAUUUGUCUUGGCCACAGCCGCCCUCGCUGGUGCGGCUUCCGUUGCUCCAAGACCUCCGAGCAACGCAACCGUCAACCCAUGGCCUGGAAAAGACCGCUAUGUCGUCAACUCAUAUGGCAAGAAGCUCGAGCAAACUAUUGCCGCUUUCGAGGCCAAGAACGACACCAUCAAUGCUGCGCGUACUCGCACUGUGGCCCAAAAGAUUUCAACCUUCACGUGGAUCACUACGCGUGCCGGUCUCGUGGAGAUUGAUACAGCCAUCAAGCAAGCUCGUGCUCAAAGGAAGGGCUUCAAGAAGAUGAUGGUUGGUCUUGUCCUGUACAACCUUCCAGACCGCGACUGCUCUGCGGGGGAAUCUGCCGGUGAGCUCAGCAGUGACAAGAACGGCCUUGCCCUGUACAAGAAAGAAUUUGUCGACGAAUACGCCAAAAAGGUUUCCCAAGCGAGAGAUUUAGAUUUCGCAAUUGUGCUCGAGCCUGAUUCGUUGGGCAACGCCAUCACCAACCAAGGGAUUCCCUUUUGUGCAAACGCCACUCCCAUCUACGAGGAGGGCAUCGCGUAUGCAAUCGCCAAGCUCCAGUUCCCCAAUGUACACUUGUACAUUGACGCCGCGCACGGUGGCUGGCUCGGCUGGGCAGACAACUUGAAGCCCACAGCAAAGAUCUUUGCAAAGGUAGUCGCAAUGGCCAAGGCCAUUAAUCCCGCUGCGAAGAUCAGAGGAUACGCUACCAACGUCUCCAACUACAACUCCUUCCAGGCUAAGGCGAGAGAGAACUACACGGAGUUUUCUCCUUCGUGGGACGAGUCGCACUAUGCUACGUCUCUGGCACCGCAUCUCGAAGCAGAAGGCCUGCCGAGCAACUUCAUCAUCGAUCAAGGGCGUGUUGCGCUUCCUGGGGCGAGGGCGGAGUGGGGCGAGUGGUGCAAUGUUGAGCCGUCUGGCUUUGGACUGCUUCCUGGGACCAGGACGAAUAAUACGAAUGUUGACAGUAUUGUGUGGAUUAAGCCUGGUGGUGAGAGCGAUGGACGAUGUGGGUUUGAAGGCGCACCUGCAGCUGGUCAAUGGUUUGACGACUAUGUUCAGAUGUUGGUGAAAAAUGCUGAUCCACCGCUUGCGCCUACGUAUAACAAGGAGCCUAGAACCUCCUGA